CCCACCAUACGCCACAGUCAGUUGGUCACCGUGCGGGGAGCGGGGUGGACGCACUCUCCUGCGCUCCUCACACCCUUCCCGCUCAUACUCCUAACAAGAUGUGAGGCGCUGGGCCAGACGCCUCCACAUUACUCCACGAGUCGGCUCGCUGUGUUCAUCUGUGAUCUCAACUGUGAUAAUGCCGAAAGGCUUCCUGGUGAAGAGGAGAGAAGAGGAAAUGAGUGCAUUGGACUUGAUACCAUACAGACCGUGGCGCGAUGUCACCCUGCCGGUGGAGCAAGAGGAACCUGUUGACUUCAGUCUCCGAAGUCGGCGUGAUAGCGACAGUUCCGACACAAGGGCUCGGGAUGACCUGCAGCAGGUACGUGGAGAAGUCGAGGGGGUUAAGGAAGUAGUGCACGGCCGGGGCGCUGAGAAGGGAUGCCGUCUGCUGGUGCGGACUCCAGACUCUGGCUUCAGCAGUCCCUCUGAUGGAGAUUUCUACAGAAGAUCAGUGUGUCACACUCCAUCUGUGCGACUUCCAGCCAAGAUUUACCCUGAUGCAAUAACUCCCAGUGAUGUGGAACAGACGGCCCCUCUGGCGCUCAUCAAGAAGCGGCCCGCCCUGGACGAACCAGACCAGGGUUUGCACGUCACCACCUUACACGACCCUCCAGACGCCAGUCACUUCCAACCUUUCCACCUGACCAUCCCGCGCGUGGACGACCCGCGGUACCUGAUGCCGCCUCAGACCAGCCCCUACCACCUGUUGUCACCCACGCUCUACUGGCCGCAUGGCUCCUCACCCCUACGGUCGCCCAUCCCAUUCACGUCUCCUCUCGGUCGUUCUCCUUACGACCUAAGUCACAGUGCCGUGUCUCUGCAGAGUCCUCAGGAAGGACUCAACCUCACCACCCGUCCUCCAGGCUCUCCACGCCUCGUCACUCCCAUCAAAGUUCCACCCAAGUCCCCAAUUGGUGGCGCCGUCACUCCACAAAAACGUAAGUCCCCCACCACUUCUAUAACACCAUCAGAGAAGAAACUCAAAACCUCCAAGAAAACCAAAGCCGCGCGGCGCCUUAACUUUGAUGAGGACAAAACUUCGCCAGUGUCCGGCACUAUCAUUAGAGAGUUGGCUGAGGGAGAGGAGCCCCUCGUCGUCAGGAAAGGUGACAUUGACCCGGCCUACAACGUCGUUGAGAUCACAGAGGAAGCCAAAGCCGAAAUAGCUAAGAUCGACAACAAAAUCGGCGACUAUGUGUGCCGUCUUUGUAAGGAGAUGUAUGAUGACGCCUUUGGUCUGGCCCAGCACCGGUGCUCCCGCAUCAUUCACGUGGAGUACCGGUGUCCAGAGUGCGACAAAGUGUUCAACUGCCCGGCGAAUCUCGCCUCCCACAGGAGGUGGCACAAACCCAAGACUUCCGUCGGUACUAACUCCACCGCCGGUACCAGCACGGCCUCCACCAGCACCAGCACCAUCAGCGAGACGGAGGUGUCGCCGGGCAAAAGCUACACUGAGAACAACAACAACACGAGCAGUACAACCAACAACAACCUGAUGAAGGGACCUCCUGCCUUGGUGCCGCUGCCGCAGUUCAUGGCCAUGGAGCGGGAGGAGAUGAUGUCCGAGGAGCAGUUCGAGUGCGAGCUGUGCUUCAAGAAGUUCAAGAGGCAAUCCUACUUGAAAAAACAUCUGGCUACGCAUCGUGGGGAGGGCGGCGAGGGUGAUGGGGCGGGGCCGUCUCACGCACCCCAACCUCCGCCCCUCACGCCUCUCCUGUCUCCACACUUCCCCGCAGAGGUGCUCCCCUGCCACCUUUGUGCUGCCGCCUUUUACACGGCGGCCGCCCUGGAGCUGCACCUGGAGACCGCCCACCUUCCAAACCUAGACGCCACUUCCCCCACCCAGCUACAUGUUCCCCGUCCUCAAGUCUCCUCUAGAGGACAUAUUCCUAUCCAGGCUUCCCCUUCCACACCGUCCCACCUCCUUCACCGCCCCCAUCAGAUAUCUGCGCCAACGUAACUCUAUGGCGUGCCCAACUUCUUCCCCUUUCUUCCUUCCCUUCCUUCACCACUCGGCGCAGCAGAUGUCCAGCCGAUGCCAAAACAACUUGUGGAGUCAUCGGUCAUCUAAGACAUCACCCAAGGGCGUCAUCGGCAGCUCCUCCCGGUGCGAACGCGGUUCUCCGUCAGGCGGGUCUUCAGCUGGCGUGGGUGCAGCGGAAGCCUUCUCCACAUCGUCCCAACCCCCGCGACUCAACAGGUACCGGCCCUCGGGCCUCUUUAUACUCUAGUCUUGGCCGCCUCGUCAUUGUGGUCGGGCCUCUUAGUUACUGGUCACUGUCUCCAUAUUGCUCUGUAUAUCAUGUAUCCAUAGGUUUAACCUGAGACAACUUGAGGGCGUAACUUAGCGGUAGAUGAAGGUCACUAGGUCUGCCAAUUGAAUGCCUGUGUGUGUGUGUGUGUGUGUGUGUGUGUGUGUGUGUGUGCGCGCGCGCUUACAGUGAAUGGUGUUCAGAUUCAAUGAUAAAAAUUCUAUCACGAAUUUGUCUUUGUUUUGUAGCGAGGGUCAAGAGUUCGGCAGGCAGGGCACGGGGUGUCCUGCCUGAUCGAAUUUUGUUUUCAGUGUGUGCAAGAAAUGAGUGGGUGAGUGAGUGAAAAGAAGGGCGCCACUCUCAAAUCAUGUCAUAAAAUCUGACGUUGAUCUCAGUUUAUGUCAUGAUCCAACACAAGACGCAGGCGGGACUGUCUCGCAGCGACGCCUGAGUCUGACGCUGAUCUCAUCAAGGCACUUAUUGAUUUUCAUGUCUUUUGUACAGAAUUUGUGAAGUGUUACUGAUCUCAGUGAAAUAUUCACAAUGAUCACAAGCUAUUAUUACACUCAUAUUUUACAAGCCUAAAUUAGAACUACUGAACAUUAUACUCAGCUGAACACAUGUGCUAUGCUAUCAAAAUUACAUAGAUUUACCCUAAUGGCCCUCCUAACGAUUAUAACUUCCAAUGCGGGUGUUGCUAAUUAUCACUGCGCCCCUUGUUAGGAGGCUUCAGCACCAGCAUGUCAUCAAACACGUCCUAGGCUGACCCUCAGUAAUCAAGUGAAACCCUGUUGUCUCAGCUACCAGGUAAUUAGCCUAAUCAACCGAAGUACCUGAGCACACCAGAAGGAACACAGGAUAAUACUCUUCACAUGAUUUAUGGCAUUUAUGAUGUACUGUACAUACUGAGCAGGUUGACUUUACCACAGCACCCACUAAGUAAUAUCAUGUGAUUAAUGUGAAACAAUUGUUAAAAAAUCUAAGUUAUUAUGCAAACAUUUCCCUUUGCAGUAGGUAAGGCUUGCCUGCUCCCAGCCCGGCGUGACGCUUAGGGCGUCACGCCGGGCUGGGAAUGAUGAGUGUUCCUCGUGUCCUUUCUGGUGACGUAGUGAUUAAGUCUUUUAGUACGUAGUAGGAAAGCGAUCACUUGAUGAGACCAACACGAAGUCACGGACACACAGCCAUCACCUCGAUAGCAAUCAAGAGUCAACCAGUGUUAAUCAAAGAUGAGCUACUCCAGUUUUUGUGUUGAUUGGGCUGCGGCUCACGGAGGCACGCGCGAUGGAUUAUUAACUCGUCACCUCGGAGUCCGGCGCCACCCCUCCUGGCGUGGACAGAAGCUAAAUGAAGGCGGGCGAAUUGUUAAACAUUCAAUAUUCAUCAAUAAGAUUGCCGAUGUGAUAGCGCUGACAUCAUGGAACGUUCACGCGGGCAUAAAUUUGUGCGGGAAAUAUAAAGCCUAAAAUUGUUCAUUGCAAAUCUUGGGUAUUAAAUUUACACACGAGGUUUAAGUUGUCUCUCAGCGGAUCGUGAGUGUUGCUAAUGAGCGGGUGUGAGGGCGUGUGGGGCGAGGCGCGGGGUGGGGAGGGCGCGCCACAAGGCUGGGUCUUCCCCCACACCGGCGGCCAACCCUCGCCUGCCGGAUAACUGGAUAAUCGAAACGGCAACGCUCACUCUCUAUACCGGAUUAAUUACUUUUCCAUUCUGAUCCCCGCAGUUUGUUUUCUUGUUUGUUUUUUACAACUUUAUAGUUUUUCCCCUGGUCGCAUCGCGGGUCUCACGCCAGCUUUGCGUCCAUGGGGCUGAAAAAACAAAUGUUCACAGGCUGGACACAGCGGUAUUGUUGUUGGCAUGAAAAGAAAUAUCCGCGCGUGUUUCAGUGUGGGCUGCUGUGUGGAAUAGUUUUACAGGAUUCACUGGUUGACUGUGGAGUGCGGGUCGCCGGUAACACACCAGCCCGCCCCUGUAUCACCGUAAGCUCACAACCAAUUGGCUAGAUUCGUGCUGGGAAUGCGUGCAACAUGAGCAAGGAAUACCGUGCAAUCAGGGCGUGCAAUAUAUCACUAAUAUGAAUGGUGUGUAAGGAAGAGUGUAAGUGUGUGCGUGUGUAAGAUUAAGUCAACGCAGCUGUGCUUAGUGAUUAAAGAAAGAGUGACACGUAAAACUGAACCUAAUUUUAAGUGAAAAAUUGAGGUGCGGUGUGUUGCCGGCGAAGGUCCCUUGAGGGCCCGGUGAGCUGGUGUCCGCGGCUUCGUGUGCAUCGUGUGUGCUGUUCAAAGGAUAUCUGGGCUGUGUGUACAAUUAAUUCGUGUUUAGGGACGAUUAACGCCUACCGUGUAUAUAAAGUGCCAUAAGUGUGUACAUAUGUAUAGCUCCUAAGUCCAUCAUGCCCGGGCGUGAGGUGGGGGGCUGCAUCCAUAGGGCGGCUUUUGUUCCUGUAUGGGUCCCGCCCUCCCGCCGUCACCAGGAGAGGGCCAGCUGGUCACCCCGACACGACACACGCGCUGGGGUGAUCAGUUAGUCUCCUCUCACGUCGUAAUUGCCACUUUGACGUCACCGCGGGCUGUGCUGGCGAGGGUAGUUCAGUGUUACAACUCACUUCGUCCAUCACUCCGCGUCUUCACUUCUGGGUCACUCUCUCAUGACUCACAUUGAUUUUUUUCUGGCAUGAUUGUAAUUACUGCUCACAACUGACGAGGCAAAUAAGUCGAGUUCAAGCAGGAUGAGUUCUUGUGCAGGAUAAAGUACCAAAGUUUCAUCCUAUACGGUUUCCUGUAACGCCAACCCUUAUAUACAUACUGCUGUCGUAAACCGUUCGUCACUUAAUGCAAAAGAAUAAAAGAUUUUGUGAUUCAAGAUAACCGAUCAAGACGUGAGAAAAGGACGUCUUGGUGGCCAGGAGUCUGUGGGCAUUGUAGUCUAGCGUACGUACUUGAGUAUUACCAAGCAGGGUCAUCCUCUUAAGCCCUGAGUAGGUAAGGUCAGGAAGCUCACAAAGAUCUUCCCGCCGUCUUGCUUGAUGCUUUACUCUAUUGGUUACUUUCUCCCUUUCCUCCCGUGGUACUGAAGGCGCUGGAGGAGUGCCCGGCUUCUUUCUGAAGGGAGCACCACCACCACCACCACCACCAGUACCAUUGCUGCUACUGAGACGGGUGGUGCUGGUGACGAGAGAAAAAAUGAAACCUUAAUAUAACUUAGAAAUAAUUAGACAAGUAAAUUAUCAUAUAAGAAAUUAAUUGAUAAGUAAGUGAAUAAGUAGAUGAAUAAGAAGCAAACACUAUACGAUAUGAAAAGAAGCUAAUUAACAAAACAGAAGACGAAAACCACAAAGAAAAAAUGAAAUAUGAAAAAAAACGUAAAUAAACUUAACAUAAUCUAUAAUUUACACACAAGAAUCAAGUUAAAUGCCAGAGAGAGAGAGAGAGAGAACGGAAGAUGAAAAACUAACGUGAUUCUUGUGUUUAACUUAUUAAAAAAAAAAAAUAUAUGGUGUUCCCUUCAGACCUCAGCCACACCAUUUCUCCUGCGCCUUCUAAUGGAGAGACUACAAAACAUACUCCUCCCUACCCUCCCCUCCCCUCCCCACUCCUUCCCUUCCUUCCCCUCUCCCUCCCUCCCUCCCUCUUCUGCUGCUCCUGAAAUCUUAACUUAGGUCGGCCGCCUGUCUUUCACGUCCUGUAGUGUAAGAGAGAGAGAGAGAGAGAGAGAAUGUGUGUUUGUGUGUGUGUAUGUGUCUUUAUGUCCUGUGGGUGUCUGGCAUGCCGUGAUGUACAACACUUUAUGAUAAGGCUGAGUGAGUGUUUGUCCACCGCUCGUGUGAAAGUGAAGUCCCUCUCUUCUCUCAGCUUAGAGUGGUGUAGUGUGUACGUGAGUAUGUGUGUAUGUAAUUUGUCCUUUGUCGCGUAUAUUAGCUCUCUCAUAAAUUAGUUCUAGGCAUCUUUAAUGUAGUUCUAUUUUUUUUUUUUUUUUGUGUGUGUGUGUGUGUGUGUGUGUGUGUGUGUUUGUGUGUUUUAAUUUGUGUACAUAAUUAUUUUGUCAUAUAUAUUUUUUUACUUAUAUUUCAUACCUUCCUGAGCCGCGUUCGGUUAUGAUGUGUCUCUUAGCUCUCGUGUGUGUGUGUGUGUGUGUGUGUGUGUGUGUGUGUGUGUGUGUGUGUGUGUGUGUGUGUGUGCGGGCCUGUAUGCGUGUGUGCGUGCGUGUGCAUGAGUGCGGGAGCUACAGAGUACAUCUCCCACACGGCCGGAAGCCAAGGAUGAGAACAAUCUAGUCACACAUCUAGUGCAGCGAACGUCAGUGUUUCUAAAGAGUCGGUAGGGGCGUGCGAAGCUGGCGCGGUGCAGCGAGACCAAACCAGACCACCUGUAACCUCACACGCAAACAAUUCACUCACCAAUUCAACCAGAAAAACAAACUAACUUAUCUUUUUUUCACCGUUUGAUAUUAAUAACACAUGUAUAACUCACGACAUUUAGGUCACCAGUCAAAAUAAGGUCAGUUUGUCACCUCAUCUCGCCGCGCCGCGUCUGGUUGUCUGCGUCCCACUCUCCGACUCGUCCUCACAUGAUCUCAAGUUCGCCAUGUAGUCGUCUAGUCACAGCUCAGGGCGGCGUCACACUCAGUCAGUCGAUAGUCCAGGUUGUCACGCCGUCCUGCCCUCGAGCUUAAGUCGUUUAGGUUUAGAUAACUUGCUGACUUACAAUGGAGUCUGCUACUUCUAUUACACGUAAUUCAGCACCCAAGUUCCGCCACGUUCAGUUCGAUAUUAUGAUUUAGGUUUUUUUUUCCGUAUUACUCUCCUUUGUUUCCUUUCCUUCCUCACACGUGUCUGCUUCGCUCAUCUCACAACUACGUUCACUUUUGUACCUCUCGAUUUUUCGCGAUGUACUUGAUUAAGUUUCACAGAGCUCUUGAGUACAACAAACUGUUCCUUCCUUCUUUACAGCUUAGGGCAACGAGUGUUUUGCCUUUGAUCACUGUGACAAUCAAGUUUUUAAUCCGAUUCGGUUUUAAAAUUCAUCUUUCCUUUCUUCCUUUUCCUUUAAUCUUUUUACUUUUUACCUCGUAUUAUUACUAUUAUUAUUACUAUUAUUACUAUUAUUAUUAUUAUUGUCAUUAUGAUUUCGUUGUGGCCUUAUUUUAUCUAGUCAUUCGGUUUAAGUAUAAUCCAUAAAUCGGAGCGAAGAAGAAUACGUUAACUCUGACACAGCAAAAUGUUAUUUUUUUCUCUCUUUAUCAUCAACAGCAAAAUAAAGAAAAGCGAAAGGAAAAUUAUGUAGUUUAGCUUCUCGUUUCAUAGAUAAACCACAUUAAUUUCGUCCAACUUCAUGUGUCACAGUCUUCAAUAUUCUCUCCGCUUCUUGAAUUUCAAAGCCCCCAUACUGAAUGCAGUCGCUUCAAGUCGAUGUCCGUCGUUACUUGAUUCUAGUCAAGUCAUUUGCCCUCGAGUCACUCCCAGCGUGGAGCUGCACAGUGUGCAUCUAGUCAUUAGUUCCUAAGUUAGAUAAGUUAGUUACGGUUUUAUAUUCGCCCGGUGAAUACACUUAAGCUUUCUUUCCUCUUCUCAACUACUCCACUCGUCCGUAUCAUUAAGUUCUAGGCUUACUUAGUUUAAUGAUUUCCUAGUUAAGACGUUUUCAUGCCGCUAGCGUCUCCUUGUUGACGGUGUGUUGGUGCGCGGUGACGAGAAGAGAGAGUGAGAGAACAACAUAGUCUAUGCUGCACGCUAACAAUCAAAACCUAGCCAUAUCAUUAAGUUAAGUACAUAUCGGUUAGACACCAGUUAGGAAUUCAGGGCAUUAAGUUUCUUUUAUACGUAUCUUAGGAUUUCUAUCACUUCGAGACCCCGUACAUAAGAACUGACAGCUACAUAUAUACGACUGAGUGCCUUGUACCUGUAUCUAGUCAUUAUGAAGCUCCAUCUAGUCAGGUGUGUGUGGUGUGGACAGGUGAAAAGGGAGGGAGGGAGGGAGGAGAGGGUCUGUGGGGUAAGUUUAGCUUAUAAUGAGUUGCCUAAGUAUUGUAUUCUAGUCAAAAAGGAGAAUCAGGUUUACUUUUUACGGCUUAAGCAUUUAGUUGCGGCGAACAAUCAACAUAUUAAUAAUUCUUCUAGUCAGGUUAGAUAACAGGGUGCCUUUCUUUUUCUUUCCUUUUUCUUGGUGGAUUUAAACAACUCAUGGGAUUUGUAAUAUUAAGGAAGGCGAGUGUUGUUUCAAGUCUCACCUUCUUGUAUUACGCUGUUCCCGUGAGAUAUUUAACGUUCACAAGAGACAAGUCGAGAAAAAUGAAUAAGCUAGUCAUUCCAAAUCUAGUCAUACACAUUUCUGUAAUCUAGUAUAUGUGGUCUAGUCAUCUUAGAUUUUACGUAACUCAAUUUUCUUCCUCUUAUGUAGUCAAGUCUGGUCUAGUCAGUUUUUUGGUGUAAGGUUGUCAAAAAGAGCGUCUAGUCAGUCAUUUUUCGGAUCUAGUCAGUGUCGUUUAAGGUGUGUCAGAAGGCCGUCUUGUCAGUGUAAAGUCAAAGAUGGUCUAGUCUAGUCAGUCACGGGGUCGAGUCAAUAUAGUGUAAGGUUUAUCAGAGGAACAUCUAGUCAGUCAUAUCGUCUAGUCAGUGCAGUGUACGAUUAAUCAGGGCGGGAGGGCGGGAAGGGGGCGUCUAGUCAAUCAAUUGGUCUAGUCAAUAUAGUGUAAGAGGCUUUCAUAAGAGCACCUAGUCAAUCAUUUCGUCUAGUCAUAAUGUAGCAAUAUAAGGUCUGUCAAAAGUACAUCUAGUCACUCAUUCUUUUGUCUCCAGUCAGUGUAUGGUAUAAGAUUCGCAUGUCGAGCUGGCGUCUAGUCAUUAUGGGUGGUUAAGCAAAAUUCUAGUCUAGUCAAUAUGAAUGAGUCUAGUCAAGCGUUAAGUCUAGUCAUUUAUACGUAAAAGUUUAGUCAGUUAUCAUAAGUUACCAGUGAAAUCUAGUCAGGUAUUAUAAGAAGGUCAUGCUUGAAUAUCUAGUCAGAAGGACAUUCUAGUCAUGCCAUCGUGGAGUCUAGUCAGCGGUUCUAAUCAACAAAAGAUCUAGUCAGUCGAUUAGCAAGGAUUUAAUCUCUAGUACCAGGAAUGUUUUGUUACUGUAGUUACUUAUCUAGUCAAACACCAGUCAAGUAACACGUAACAAGGCUCUCUCUCUCUCUCUCUCUCUCUCUCUCUCUCUCUCUCUCUCUCUCUCUCUGGUCAGCCAACACACCAAAGGAGACGAAAUUUGCAGCUCAUUAAUUACUUUUUGGUCUCAUAGAUUUAAGCGUUUUUAUUUCUAAAUGGCGUAGUCUUAAAUAAAUCACCGCAGUUUUUAUGAGCAUUUAUUAUGACACUUGUUUUUAUGUGUUUUCUUAUAAGUUAGUAUACGUAGAUGUCUGUGCGUGUGUGUGUGUGCGUAUUUGUGUGUGACAAUCGCAACACUGUCAGUCAGCUCUCUUUUAUGAAUUAAGCGAGACAAUCAGUAGGAUCUAACAUGGCUGUGUACAUACAAUUCUAAGUUAUAUGAGGCUGAAAUAGUCUGAAGUGUGUGUGUGUGUGUGUGUGUGUGUGUGUGUGUGUGUGUGUGUGUGUGUGUGUGUGUAUGUGUGUGUAUAAGUAUGCACCUACAACUCCUCCCUCCUCCCCCCAAUCAGCCAGUGACUGGGGGAGGGAGAGGGCUCUUCACAGGCAGCUGAAAAUUAAGGUCUACCUCCCUGACCCUCCCUGACACCCUCCGCCUACCCGCCCCUCCCCUUCUUCAUUUUUCCCUACACUUCGAAUCUGAACCGCCUUUCAUUUCCAGGCGUUCACUUGAAAAAUUUUCCAGUACUCUUUCAUUGGUGCCAGCGCCCCUUCCUCUCGCUGGCUAGUUCCCCGGGUGGGCGAGGCCUCCGUGAAGGCAGCGGGAAGCGAGACCCAUGAGUCUGUGGGUCACCGACAUAGGCAGCAUAGUAACAGUAAAGGAGAAUGACUUCCUUGGCUCUAUAGGGACUACCUGUAUGCCAGUAUUAAGGUUAUAUUGUCUUCAAAAUGACUCCAGUAUCUUAUAAGUUAACUUUUAAGGUUGUACUCGUGUAGCAGCGCACUGCGCGUUUCUUAGGCACUUGAUGUAGAGUUUCUGAGUAGCAGUAAUGAGGGUUGAACUUAUUUCUGAUCAACAGUUGUAUACGAUUACUUAAGCUUGUAAUCCACGUCCUAGUGGCGGUGGGUGACUCGUGAGAGCUGGAGAAAGAUCUGAGACUUGCACCCUUUUGGAUCUCAAUGGCAGCUUUUUUUCUGAUCCUUGUCCUGUUGUAAGUCUGACUGACCUUCGGGGAGUUUUCCCGGCUGUGGUUCAUGCCUCAAGGUGCAUGUUGCCCUGAAAGCUCCCUGAACAAUCAGCCAGGAUUGUAUUAUUUGACUUCCACUGUCUUGUCUGAAGCUGUGUAUUAUUUUGUAGUGAUUUGUAGUCAUCUUAGUCUUGUGUAGCCUUAAGGUGUGUAGUAUCUUCACCAUGUGUCCUCAACGAGUGUUUUCUUCUUGAGCUUUUUGCUACGUUAAGGUCCGGUUUCAGUGUAACUUUCGAGGUGACAGUGACCAUAUCAACAUGUAACACCCGACAGGCCUCUAUGUUUAGUCUGACAUCCUUUGCCCGAGAGAGCCGUGCUUGUGCCCCUCGUGCACGGGCGAGGGACGAGGUCACCACCGUCCCGGCGGGGUGCCCGCGCCUGGCGGCUGUUGCCGAGGCGCUGUACAUAGCUGGCUGUUCUGUACCAUAUCAUUCGUAUUGUACAUUUGGACUGUUAGUGUAAGCCUUCCUGUAAUGUCAGAUUUGAUGCCACAAUGUUUAGAUUCUGUUUCCUUUUCUUUUUUUUCAAAAUUGUAAUAAAUUAUUUGUGUGAA
Portunus trituberculatus (swimming crab) is the source of this 11166-nucleotide messenger RNA. RefSeq names its product insulinoma-associated protein 2-like. Gene Ontology annotation, biological process: negative regulation of transcription by RNA polymerase II; neuron differentiation; regulation of cell cycle process. Gene Ontology annotation, cellular component: nucleus; transcription repressor complex. NCBI's taxonomy places the organism in Eukaryota, Metazoa, Arthropoda, Malacostraca, Decapoda, Portunidae. Gene Ontology annotation, molecular function: RNA polymerase II cis-regulatory region sequence-specific DNA binding; DNA-binding transcription repressor activity, RNA polymerase II-specific. The record is from RefSeq and is a predicted model, not a curated record. The transcript has a single exon. The coding region runs from base 179 to 2002 and encodes 607 amino acids.